Messenger RNA from Leishmania major strain Friedlin, 570 nucleotides. Its product is annotated as U6 snRNA-associated Sm-like protein LSm4p. The transcript has a single exon. Gene Ontology annotation, biological process: mRNA splicing, via spliceosome; spliceosomal snRNP assembly; P-body assembly. Gene Ontology annotation, cellular component: spliceosomal tri-snRNP complex; U6 snRNP; P-body. The coding region runs from base 1 to 570 and encodes 189 amino acids. Lineage: Eukaryota; Euglenozoa; Kinetoplastea; Trypanosomatida; Trypanosomatidae. Gene Ontology annotation, molecular function: U6 snRNA binding. The record is from RefSeq and is a predicted model, not a curated record.
AUGCACCCAUUUAAACGCCUGUCUUGGACUCACUUGUUUUUUAAACCCUUCUGGUCUUCUCCGCGGAUCUCUUGCGCCUCUAUUGUGACUUGCACUCACCAAUCCUUCUCCUCUCCCUGCACACGCGCAUGCAAGCACACUUCCAGGCGGCAAGAGGUGCCCUCCACAGGAAAUUCUGUUUUUAUCGUGCACACUCUCUCCCUCAAACAGACGUUCAGAAUGAGCUUCGCACGCCGGCCAAUCACUCCCAUCGAGAUCUUGCGUAACUGCCGCGGCAAGGAGGUCUCCAUCGAGCUUGCGGACGGUGAGACGGUGAACGGCACCGUCAUGCGCACGGAUCGUGCCAUGAACGUGGUAAUCAAGCAGUGCACUCGCACUGGCGCUGACGGCGAGUCGUUUUGGAAGUCACGUGAGUGUUUCAUCCGUGGCGCCAGCGUUAAAAACGUGCGUAUGACGGACAGCGCACUUGUCGCCGUGCCGGUGUUAUCGAAGCGUAAGGCGGCGGGCAGCAAAGGCGCCGAUACCCGCAAGGAGAAGUCGGUAGCAGGUGGCAAGCGGCCACGGAGGUAG